Molecule: messenger RNA, 945 nt
Organism: Trichomonas vaginalis G3
Lineage: Eukaryota; Parabasalia; Trichomonadida; Trichomonadidae
Exons: 1
Coding region: 1-945 (314 amino acids)
Source: RefSeq, a predicted model, not a curated record
AUGAAAAUGAAGGAGAUAAAGGAAAUGAAAAUGAAGGAGAUAAAGAAAAUGAAGGAGAUAAAGGAAAUGAAAAUGAAGGAGAUAAAGGAAAUGAAGGAGAUAAAGGAAAUGAAAAUGAAGGAGAUAAAGGAAAUGAAGAUGAAGGAGAUAAAGGAAAUGAAAAUGAAGGAGAUAAAGGAAAUGAAAAUGAAGGAGAUAAAGAAAAUGAAGGAGAUAAAGGAAAUGAAAAUGAAGGAGAUAAAGGAAAUGAAGAUGAAGGAGAUAAAGGAAAUGAAAAUGAAGGAGAUAAAGGAAAUGAAAAUGAAGAUGACAAAGGAAAUGAAAAUGAAGGAGAUAAAGGAAAUGAAAAUGAAGGAGAUAAAGGAAAUGAAGAUGAAGGAGAUAAAGGAAAUGAAGAUGAAGGAGAUAAAGGAAAUGAAAAUGAAGGAGAUAAAGGAAAUGAAAAUGAAGGAGAUAAAGGAAAUGAAAAUGAAGGAGAUAAAGGAAAUGAAAAUGAAGGAGAUAAAGGAAAUGAAAAUGAAGGAGAUAAAGGAAAUGAAAAUGAAGGAGAUAAAGGAAAUGAAAAUGAAGAUGACAAAGGAAAUGAAAAUGAAGGAGAUAAAGGAAAUGAAGAUGAAGGAGAUAAAGGAAAUGAAAAUGAAGGAGAUAAAGGAAAUGAAGAUGAAGGAGAUAAAGGAAAUGAAAAUGAAGGAGAUAAAGGAAAUGAAAAUGAAGGAGAUAAAGGAAAUGAAGAUGAAGGAGAUAAAGGAAAUGAAAAUGAAGGAGAUAAAGGAAAUGAAGAUGAAGGAGAUAAAGGAAAUGAAGAUGAAGGAGAUAAAGGAAAUGAAAAUGAAGGAGAAGAUGAUAAAGAUGAUGAUAAAGAUCCGAAACCAGAUACGGAACAGACAAAGACACAAAGUCCGACAGAAAGUACAAAAAAGGAGGGAAAUGGUGAAAAUGAAUUAA